Molecule: messenger RNA, 1270 nt
Organism: Paraphaeosphaeria sporulosa
Lineage: Eukaryota; Fungi; Ascomycota; Dothideomycetes; Pleosporales; Didymosphaeriaceae
Product: alcohol dehydrogenase
Exons: 1
Coding region: 192-1169 (325 amino acids)
Cellular component (GO): mitochondrion
Molecular function (GO): oxidoreductase activity
Source: RefSeq, a predicted model, not a curated record
GAGGUGAAGCGGUGUUUUUCCGCACAAGAGCGACGAAGCUAUCGGCAGUCCGCCAGGAUAAGGAUCGCGGCUGCCAAAUUGUUUACUAUAGAGGCUGAUUGCGAUUGAUCCCCAUCGUAUAAGCCCACAUCUUUUUGUUGAAGAAUUGCGACCUUCCGAUAUCUUCAUUCGAUCCUUGAACCCCUCCUAAAAUGCGCGCCCUCAUCCGAACUGGCGACAAGUCUCCCGAAACCCUCACGCUGGAUCCAAAUCACCCCGAGCCCACACCCAACGACCACCCAGAAUGCUACAUCAUCCGGACCAAAGCGUGCGCCCUGACCCGUGAAGAGCUCACAUGGGCCGAGCCAAAAGGUCCCGACGCUCCAGUUCCUGGUUUAGAUCUCGCAGGUGAAAUCAUCUCCGCCCCGCAAAGCCAAGGCGAACACAAGUUCAAGCCAGGAGAUGAGGUCUAUGCGCUCACGACAUUUACCUGGAAGGGCAACGCUCGAGACAUAACUGUUGCUCACGAGACCGAGCUCGCGUUGAAACCGGAGGGUCUUGGCUGGGAGGAGACGGCGAGCGUGCCGUUGAGCGCAUUAAGUGCGUACCAAGGCCUAUUCGUACACGGUGCGCUGAAGCCACCGAAAGAAGGAAAGAACACAGGGAAGCGUGUUCUGAUCACAGCGGCGUCCGGUGGCGUUGGGCUCUGGGGGGUUCAACUUGCGCACCAGGCAGGCGCAGACGUUGUUGGUACAUGUGGAACAUCCAACGUCGACUUCGUGAAGAGCCUGGGAGUGGAUACUGUCCUAGACUACAGAAAGGUGGAUCUACUUGAGUGGGUCAGCGUGGACCGGGCGGCCCGUGGAUUCGAUGUUGUUCUCGACUGCAUCGGUGGAGUAACUUUAACAGACGCUUGGAAGUGUGCAAGAGAGGGAGCGAAGGUUGUCAGUGUCGCGGAGCCACCAAAUCCGAAGAGACCAGAAGAUGGAGUGGCCGAAGGAGUGCUGGGCGUCUGGUUCAUCGUAGAGCCCAAUGGAGCUCAGUUGGCAGAGGUGACGGACCUGCUAGAGCAAAAGAAGUGCCAAGCGGUUGUGGAUAGUGUCUAUGAGCUUGCUCAAUUCGAAGAGGCUUUCAAGAAGCUUGAAGAAGGUCACGCGAAGGGCAAGAUAAUCUUGAAAGUCGGCGCGUAAAUUGUCUACCACACAUGCGCAUGAGCGCAACAUUAUUUGUUGAAUAAGCAUCUUGGAUCAUUGUGCGCGGGAACCUAUGUACAUUGGGAUCUUAGGUGUGG